Molecule: messenger RNA, 732 nt
Organism: Funneliformis caledonium
Lineage: Eukaryota; Fungi; Glomeromycota; Glomeromycetes; Glomerales; Glomeraceae
Source: the annotation of a GenBank genome assembly
AUGACUAGUGUAGGAACUUCCUCACAAAAAAAAGUUGUGACAAAAGAUGAAUGGGUUAAGAAAUUAUCGAAUGUUAAAAUCGACAAAAAUGAUCUUAAUAAACUCAUAAUGAAUUAUUUCGUAAUUGAAGGGUAUAAGGACGCAGCUGAAACAUUUAGUCAAGAGAGCGGGUUGUCACCGAGCAUUGAUGUUGAUUCCAUUCAAGAUCGUAUGAAUAUUCGGAAUGCCAUACAAAAUGGGAAUGUUGAAGAGGCAAUUGAACGUGUAAAUGAUUUAAAUCCAGAGAUAUUGGAUACAAAUCCAAAAUUAUAUUUUCAUCUCCAACAACAACGAUUGAUAGAAUAUAUCCGGGAAGGGAAAAUAGCGGAAGCUUUAGAAUUUGCUCAAGAUGAGUUGGCACCUCGUGGAGAAGAAAAUCCUGAAUUUUUGGAAGAAUUGGAACGUACAAUGGCUUUAUUGGCAUUUGAUGAUACGAACGUUUCUCCGGUUGGUGACUUACUUCAUCCUUCGCAGCGUCAACGUACAGCAAGCGAAUUAAAUUCUGCAAUCCUAAUUUCACAAAGUCAAGAAAAAGAUCCGAAAUUACCAAAUAUGAUAAAAAUGUUGGUUUGGGCUCAAGAUGAAUUGGAAGAAGAACUUUCAUUUCCAAAAGUGAAUAAUCUUAUUACCGCAGAAUUGGUUGAAGGCAACAAAACCACAGCAAAUUCGGAUAGCAAUUUUUUGUCGAAAUAA